AUGAGCCUGUGCGAUGGUGAAUGCCAGGAAUCGAGACGAGGCUUUGCCGUAGGAUCGCGCAAGCAGGUAACUUCGCUUUUUUACCAAUCCUCACCUACGCCACAGGAGGAAAAGUUUCCACCUUUUCGACUAAGGAGUCUGUUGACUGUUACUAAAGCAGACUUACCACAACAGAAAGUAAAUAAAUUAAUUACAUCCUACAUGAAAUAUGUGCCGGAAAUAAAACUGCCACAGUGCAAAAUGAACAAAAAACCGGAAAUAGGAACGAUGGGAAAGGUACUAAAAGGUGGAAAUAAUGCGAUGAUCUAUGUUAUUACAGUGCAGGCUCUACAAUAUCGUACGAUCGGAAUUAAACGCUUCAUUGUUGCUGCAGUUGCUUCGGGCCUUGCCUAUUCGACACCUAUUGUUUUUAUCAGUUUUGCUACUGCUGAUGACAAGAAGCAUCAUCUGGACAAAAAUAUCAGAAUGCAGUGCAGCACAUCGAAUGCACGUUAUCAAGUCGAUGCUCGUCUUGAUGACUAUCUAUGCUACAACUAUGCCAAUAUAACAUCAUUUAUGUCGAUUCUGGUGGUAAUUAAUUAUGGAUAUACUUAUUACGUUCUACUCUGGCGAAGUCAUGAUUAUCGAAAAGCAUUUCUGAGCCAACUGCACCUCUAUGGAAGUAGCAGAAUUAGCGUUACUACAGUGAAAGAAACACGAAUUGAUAAAAACAUGAGCCCUAUAAGACUCCCUUCGGUGAAUUAUAUUUGA
Molecule: messenger RNA, 750 nt
Organism: Gongylonema pulchrum
Lineage: Eukaryota; Metazoa; Nematoda; Chromadorea; Rhabditida; Gongylonematidae
Source: the annotation of a GenBank genome assembly